UUGUAAUGUGUUAUUAUAGGAGAUUCAAAACAAGAGAUGCUCCAUCAACUAUACUAAAAGGGGCGCCGGAUUUUUGCACUGUUUAUGUGAUUUCUAAAGGAAAGAUUUCAGCCACGAAAGCUGCUUCACGUCUUCCUCCAUUCAUCUCUCCACUUCAUACCCAUAUACCGCCUGAACCAAGUACUGCACCAGCCAAAGUUUCAACCGACAAAAUACUACCAAUCAAAGCAAUGCCAGGGCCACGGAAGUCUGUGGACUUAUCUUUUCCCAGACAAUCCAUGGAGUCGCCUUUCAGUACUUUUUCCAAUGACUCAAACACCAUCAAGUCACCCUUCACUAAUAGAAAAGGCCCGAAUGGUAAACCUUAUGGAGAAUUGCUCCCACCGGAUUUAGACAUUUCUUUUGUCAGCGCUGGUAGACCGAGCGCCGACAAUGUCUUAUUUGACAGUGACAUUGUGGGUGCAAACUCACGGAUUAGCUUCUCAGAAUUAGAAAACCCAGGUUACGAUUCGUAUAAUUUGGGGCGAAAAUCAGUAGAUGUAAUUAGCGCAAAUGAUAUGUCAUACUCCACAUUCGAUAGUCCUAGAACAUCUCUCUCCAACAAUGAAGAUGUUGAAGCAGAGAUGAGAAGGCUAAAGCAGGAACUCACAAAGACAAUGGAAAUGUACAGUACGGCAUGCAAAGAAGCACUUACAGCAAAACAGAAGGCUAUGGAGCUUCAGAAAUGGAAACUAGAGGAGCAACAAAAGAUAGAAGAAGCACGUGUAACAGAAGAAUCGACAACUGGGGUUGCUGAGAAAGAAAAUGCAGCUGAAUCCACUCAGAGAUAUGAUGCCAGAUAUAGAAGGUACACGAUCGAUGAAAUUGAAGAAGCAACAGAAUAUUUCUCAGCUGCUCGUAGGAUAGGAGAAGGAGGUUAUGGUCCGGUUUACAAAUGUCAUCUAGAUCACACACCUGUUGCUGUUAAAGUUCUUCGGCCUGAUGCAGCUCAAGGGAAAUCCCAAUUUCAACAAGAGGUCGAAGUGUUGUGUUGCAUACGUCAUCCUCACAUGGUUCUUCUUCUAGGAGCAUGUCCAGAAUACGGAUGUCUAGUCUACGAAUACAUGUCAAAUGGAAGCUUAGAAGAUUGUCUUUUAAGAAAAAACAAAACCCCACCUCUCUCAUGGCAACAUAGGUUUCGAAUAGCAGCUGAGAUUUGCAGUGGUCUUCUUUUCCUUCAUCAAACAAAACCUGAACCAAUCGUGCAUCGUGACCUAAAACCUGCUAACAUUUUACUUGAUAGAAAUUUCGUAAGCAAAAUAGCUGACGUAGGGUUAGCCAGAUUAGUCCCACCAUCGAUUGCAGAUUCAGUAACUCAAUACCAUAUGACUUCUGCAGCAGGGACGUUUUGUUAUAUAGAUCCUGAGUAUCAGCAAACGGGAAUGCUUGGUGUGAAAUCGGAUGUUUAUUCUUUAGGGGUUAUGCUUUUACAGAUAAUUACAGCUAGACCACCAAUGGGUUUAUCUCAUCAUGUUGAAAGAGCUAUUGAGAAAGGAACUUUUGCUGAGAUAUUGGAUCCAGUAGUGACUGAUUGGCCUGUUGAAGAGGCUCUAGGGUUUGCUAAGUUGUCACUUGGUUGUGUAGAGUUAAGAAGGAAAGACAGGCCAGAUCUUGGUAAGGUUGUCAUGCCUCAUCUCCAAAGACUGAGAUUACUUGCUGAUGAUGACACCAUGUAAAAUUAUGCCAUUUUUUCACUAGUCAAUCAAAGGCAAAGUGUCUUAUGUAAUUAAGUUAGCAUUAUCUUGAUCAAGAAUUCAAGACUAGGUGUAGUUUCGUUGUUCAUAUCCAAUUUAUAUGACUUCUUUGUGAAUUAAUUACCUACAA
Lactuca sativa (garden lettuce) is the source of this 1863-nucleotide messenger RNA. Its product is annotated as kinase with adenine nucleotide alpha hydrolases-like domain-containing protein. Gene Ontology annotation, molecular function: ATP binding; protein kinase activity. Gene Ontology annotation, biological process: protein phosphorylation. Lineage: Eukaryota; Viridiplantae; Streptophyta; Magnoliopsida; Asterales; Asteraceae. The record is from RefSeq and is a predicted model, not a curated record.